This is a messenger RNA of Pollicipes pollicipes, 681 nucleotides long. RefSeq names its product semaphorin-5A. The transcript is spliced from 6 exons. Lineage: Eukaryota; Metazoa; Arthropoda; Thecostraca; Pollicipedomorpha; Pollicipedidae. The record is from RefSeq and is a predicted model, not a curated record. The coding region runs from base 1 to 681 and encodes 226 amino acids.
AUGUGCCACUCGAACCCGCCGUGCCCCACCGAGACCACCCUGCCGGUGGACGGCGGCUGGGGCGAUGGCCGCCAGCAGCGGUUCCGGUUCGAGUGCGCGGCGCCGGUGGCGGAGCCCGGCCUGAUCCGGGUGUCGUCAGUCCGGCUGGACGAGCGGCACUGUGACGCCGAUGGACGCUGCUCGCCAGCCAACUGGACGGGCCUGGGCUGGGGCGACUGGAGUCCGUGGUCCGAGUGUUCCGUCCCUUGCGGCGGCGGUGUGCAGACCAAGUCUCGCACGUGCGACGGAGACAGCGCCGCCUGUCUGGGACCCAGCCGCGUGGAGCAGGAGUGUAACGUUCAACGCUGCAAAGGCGACUGGUCCUGCUGGUCCGAGUGGUCCGCCUGCAGCGUCUCCUGCGGUGUGGGCCGUCGCCGGCGCGACAGAGAGUGCCGGGCGACUGCGGCCGCCGGCUCCGCCGACGUGAUCUGCGACGGUGCUGCCACCUCUGAGGAGCCGUGCGAAAUGACCAGCUGCACGAGCCUUGAGGGGUGGAAUCAAUGGUCCGUGUGGAGCCUGUGCGACGCACGCGGCGAGCAGCACCGCGCCCGCCACUGCAUGGUCUCGGAGCCGGGCGGCGAGCUGUGCCAGGGCGAAGACCGCCAGGCCCGGCUCUGCGUCGACACUGGCGACGCGGAGUGA